Drosophila serrata is the source of this 1367-nucleotide messenger RNA. RefSeq names its product rab11 family-interacting protein nuf (gene nuf). Gene Ontology annotation, cellular component: midbody; recycling endosome membrane; cleavage furrow. Gene Ontology annotation, biological process: endocytic recycling; regulation of cytokinesis. The record is from RefSeq and is a predicted model, not a curated record. Lineage: Eukaryota; Metazoa; Arthropoda; Insecta; Diptera; Drosophilidae.
ACCAAUUGCGAACGUGUGUGCUGCUGCUGCGCGCGGAAAAAAAAACGUAAAUCUCCGUAUAUAUCAACAAAACAAUUAGAAAAAACAUAACUUGCAGUUUACCGGGACAACUAUACAAUAUAUUUUGAUAUUUUCAUACCGUUUACGCGCUUGCUUUGUGAGUUAUCUUCAAUUGAAAAUUGCAAAAAAUCACAGCAACAAAAAAUCAGUUUACGACGUUGCCAACGUUACGCACGCGUAUAAUUCGAAAAAUACAAUAUAAAACAACUAUUUGUGCGGAUAAUGUUAAUAGACCUGAGUGAAAGUGCCAGGAAAUUAUACAAAUAAUACAAAAUCGGUUGAUUUUAAGCAAUAUUUUUGUGCAACUACCUGUUCUGCAGCAAAUGCAUAUACACACAUCCAACAACAACAACAAACCUUAGCGAGCAUCUAACUGUUGCGCUCGGCCGGCUGCUCUUCGUGUCUCUCUCUCCUCCGCGUCUUCGUAUGUCCGCGAGUGUUUUUCGCUAGUUUCGCGUGUGUUUCGUGUUUGUUUCGCGUUCGUUUCGCGUUUGUGUGCGGCUGUUGUUGUUGUGGCUUUUCGCCAAGUGCAAUUAUUCGUUUCUUUUGUUUUUUAAACAACUUAAUGUCCCGCUAAACGGUUUUGGAAGCCGUCUCUGCGCGCCGCUGCUCCAAUUGGAUAUACGCAAAUAUAUUUUAACAGUUUCUGUACAGUAAAUCUUCCCUGAAAUGGCCCCCAUGCCACGUAUUCAACUGCCCAAUAGCAAUGCCUCAAUAAAAGCCAAUACCAAUAAUUUUCUCUAUGCCGAGACAAUGUCUGGAGAUAGUAGCCCCACGCCCAGUAGUCCACCCUCCAGUACAGCGGGCGUGGCCAAGUCCCAGUGUUCAUCGCUCUCCGAUGGCGAAUCCUUUGAGGGCUAUGGCGAAAAUGAGUAUCCCACCCAAUUGCGUGAAGGACGAAGCUCCAAUAACAAUAGCAAUAACAACAAUAGCAACGUCAUCAACAAUAAUAACAACAGUCUGAAUGGUGGCAAUACAAGUUCCCUGCACAAUCACAGUGGACACUCGAAUGAUGGGAAUAAUAAUUUAAAUGGAAGCACAGGCAUUGAACUCGAUUUGGCACCCCAUGUGGGGGCAUCAACACCACAAGAUGAUGACGAACUAAACAUAAUGCCCCGAGACAAUUGGCCCGUCGCAGCUUGAGGCGAACUCCCACCAGUUCCGGCCGCAGACAAAUUAGUUCAAAUGCCUUAGCCAGCCAACUCUAUAGAUCAUCGAGCUUCAACUCAUCGGGCCGUAGCUCCAACUGUGAUACAACCGAAGACAUGUACAGCGAUAUAAGCUUGGAGAAUCGCCAUGAUUACGAC